Molecule: messenger RNA, 1376 nt
Organism: Teleopsis dalmanni
Lineage: Eukaryota; Metazoa; Arthropoda; Insecta; Diptera; Diopsidae
Product: probable low-specificity L-threonine aldolase 2
Exons: 6
Coding region: 177-1322 (381 amino acids)
Biological process (GO): glycine biosynthetic process; L-threonine catabolic process
Cellular component (GO): cytosol
Molecular function (GO): L-allo-threonine aldolase activity
Source: RefSeq, a predicted model, not a curated record
CGAAACCUUAAAGACUUUUACAAAUUCAUGAGAAGUCACAGUUGUUAUAUUAAAAGCAUAUCUUAGCCAAAAUAUCACUUUCAUGAAAUAAUAAAAAUAUUUGUCGAAAGUAAAGAAGAAUACAAAGCUCUAGAGUAUCAGAUCUAAAAAACUUCAGAUUUCGAAUAAUUGCCAAAAUGAGACCUUACACAGUUGAUGUACGUUCGGAUACAGUAACGCAGCCAACAUCUGAUAUGCGCCAGGCUAUGGCUGAAGCAGAGGUAGGUGAUGAUGUUUUCGGUGAAGAUCCAACAAUUAAGGAAUUACAAGAUAGAUCAGCCAGACUUUUUGAUAAGGAAGCUGCUUUAUUUGUACCCAGUGGCACAAUGGCUAACUUGAUAGCAAUUAUGGUACACUGCCAUCAUCGCGGCGCAGAGGCAAUUGUGGGUGAUUUAUCGCAUACAUUCCUAUAUGAGCAAGGUGGAGCAGCACAAAUUGGAGGAGUUCAAUUAGCCACAAUUAAAAAUGAAGUCGAUGGUACAUUUAGUCUCAGUGAAUUGCGAAACAAGAUUCGUUAUGACGAUUGCCAUGAGCCCAUCACUUGCUUGGUAUCAGUCGAGAACACACAUAACAUGUGCGGAGGCAAAGUACUGCCACUUGAGUGGCUAAAUGAGCUAGUGAAAGUUGUCAAAGAUCCUGCUGCAACUCACAGUCCGAUAGCAUUGCACAUGGAUGGAGCACGUAUCUUCAAUGCAGCAGCGGCACUGAAAAUACCAGUGGCGCGUAUAACGCGUGAUUUUGAUUCCGUUUGCUACUGCUUGAGUAAAGGACUUUCAGCACCAGUGGGUUCAGUGUUAAUGGGCUCAAAAGCUUUUAUUACACAAGCACACCGUUUGCGCAAGGCCUUGGGCGGUGGCAUGCGUCAAGCUGGUAUUUUGGCUGCCGCUGGUUUAGUGGGACUUGAGACAGUUGUGCCACGCUUGAGUGGUGAUCAUCAAAGGACAAAACGUGUAGCUGAAGCUGUGCAUAAUUUGAAAAGUCCAAACUUCACCGUUGAUCUACCAAAUGUACAGACUAACAUUCUCCUAAUUGAUAUAUUGAAUUCGAAAUUAUCCUCAAAUGAAUUUUGUUCACGUUUGAAGGAGAUAAAACCUGAGGAAUUGGAGCAAGGUGUCACCUCAGAUGAGGCUGGAAAAGUGGGUAUUGUUGUGCAGAUGAGUUCCCGCAAUUGGAAAUACGCACGUGCUGUAUUUUAUCACCAGAAUACGGAUAAGGAUAUUGAUAUGCUUAUCAAAAAGCUGACAUAUGUCAUCAAAGAAUUUGAUUCCAGUCUCACUGCUUAAGUUCAGUAUUGAAUGCAAAAUUUUUAACAUUAAAAAAUGUAUUAAAAAUUGUAA